CUUCAAGGAAAGGACAGUUAUGGCAGUCAUGUGCAUCCAAGAUGCGCUCUACUGGAACAAUGCCCCAGCCGGCCGCUAGGACUACUGGCAAUGAGGACCAACACCAGACACAGUUCUCCUGCCCGAGGUGUGCACGCAGGUUCGUGGAGCCACGUGUGCUGCCCUGCCUGCACACGCUCUGCACUCCGUGCCUCCACCGCCUGGCCGGUGCCAGCCCGCCCCACAUCGACACAACCCGCCCCACAUCGACACAAGUUAGUACUCUGAGCUCUACCCACACUCUGCACACGCUCUGCACUCCGUGCCUCCACCGCCUGGCCGGUGCCAGCCCGCCCCACAUCGACACAACCAGCCAGUCUGAGGUGUGUGGGGCAGGCGGCUCGGGCAGCCGGGACGGGCCCACAGUGCUGUGCCCCACGUGCGGGGCGGAGCACCAGUGGCCGGCCGCAGGCGUGGCAGCGCUGCCACGCAACUACUCCCUGCAGCGCCGCAUGGUCGCCAGCUCCGCCCGGCAGCUGUGCGGUCUCUGCUCCUCCAACAGCCCCGUGACAUCUCACUGCAUGGAAUGCCUCACUAGCCUGUGCACUUUCUGCAGCGAGGCGCACAAGAGGCAGCGACACACGUCAGAUCACACGGUCAUGAGCCUGAAGGAGGCAAGCCUCAUGGGCUCGACCCUAGAGCGUCGCCUGGUGAUGUGUCCGACCCACCUCGACCAAGAACUGCAGCUCUUCUGUGAGCAGUGCUGUCAGGUAAUCUGCCGAGAGUGCUGCAUGCACUCACAUCAAGGUCAUCACUGCGAGCCCGUCUCCAAGGCAGGCCUCGUGCACCGAGCCAGUGUUGAGGAGGCCAUGCAGAGAGUGAGGCCAAUAUCAGAGCAAUCGUUCCUCAUUGCGGAUCGUCUGAAACAACUGGAGAAUUCAAUAGAGGAGCGAUGCGGGCAAGUGGAUGCGGAGAUAGACAAGUUCAUAUUAGACUACAACUGUGGAGUUGAGGAGCGGAGGCAGAGCGAUGCGGGAGCGAUGCGGGAGCGAUGCGGGCAAGUGGAUGCGGAGAUAGACAAGUUCAUAUUAGACUACAACUGUGGAGUUGAGGAGCGGAGGCAGAGCGAUGCGGGAGCGAUGCGGGAGCGAUGCGGGCAAGUGGAUGCAGAGAUAGACAAGUUCAUAUUAGACUACAACUGUGGAGUUGAGGAGCGGAGGCAGAGCGAUGCGGGAGCGAUGCGGGAGCGAUGCGGGCAAGUGGAUGCGGAGAUAGACAAGUUCAUAUUAGACUACAACUGUGGAGUUGAGGAGCGGAGGCAGAGCGAUGCGGGAGCGAUGCGGGAGCGAUGCGGGCAAGUGGAUGCGGAGAUAGACAAGUUCAUCGACGACUACAUCUGCGCAGUGGAAGAGCACCGUCACAGCUUGCACCUGCAGGUGCAGCAGGCACGCAGCAGCAAGGUGCAGAUGUUGCACUCCCAGCAGCAGGACGUACAGCGUACAGCUGAACACACCAAGACAGCGCUGUCGUUUGCCGAGGAGGCCCUGUCUGAGUGCUCUAACAUCGAGUUGCUGAGCCUCGCUGGGCCGAUACUGCGCCGUCUACAGUGGUGCUCCGACUACAAGGCGCACGGCGCUACAUCCAGCUUGCUCGAGCCAGCUGGUUUGGACUGCCUGCAGUUCCUGCCACGGGAGAGCGCGGGUCUGCGCCGGGCCUACACUCUGUACGGAGUGGUCAGCACACAGAGCGUGUCACCACAGCACUGCCUUAUCAACGUGGAUGAGCUGCAGAACUGCAGACAGCACAGGAGGACUGAUGUCACGCUGGUGACCAGAGACUCCGACAACCAGCCACUUUGUCAUGGUGGCGAGAACGUGACUGCUGAGCUCACCUACAGAGAUGCAAGUUGCAGGAGAAUCCCGGCUCAAGUAUGCGACCAGAGAGACGGCUCCUAUCGCAUCUCAUUCGUGCCGGAUGCUGCCAGCAACCUCAGUGUAUCUGUCUUCGUCAACAACAAACCUAUAAAGGGCAGUCCCUUCCAGGCGUGCGUGAGGACGCUGAGGCCGCACCCGGGCAGGUUCCACUGCUGCAGCUUCUGCUCAAGUGGCGGCAGCAAGGAGGCCACGUGUGGCUGCGGCGGCACCAUCCCAGGCGGCUACAGGGGCUGUGGCCACGGACACACAGGACACCCCGGCUGUCGGCACUGGUCCUGCUGUGGGAACGUGCUGGAGAACUCCGAGUGCGGCCAGCCCAAGUCCUCCAUGUAUCACUUGACUCUGUGA
This is a messenger RNA of Bacillus rossius redtenbacheri, 2261 nucleotides long. RefSeq names its product E3 ubiquitin-protein ligase TRIM45. The transcript has 24 exons. Lineage: Eukaryota; Metazoa; Arthropoda; Insecta; Phasmatodea; Bacillidae. The coding region runs from base 42 to 2261 and encodes 739 amino acids. The record is from RefSeq and is a predicted model, not a curated record. Gene Ontology annotation, molecular function: protein binding; ubiquitin protein ligase activity; zinc ion binding.